Parnassius mnemosyne (clouded apollo) is the source of this 6379-nucleotide messenger RNA. The record is from the annotation of a GenBank genome assembly. NCBI's taxonomy places the organism in Eukaryota, Metazoa, Arthropoda, Insecta, Lepidoptera, Papilionidae.
AGUCGGCCGCGAGCGUCGGGCGCCGCCAUACCUCGCCCGGCGACCUCAACUUACCCACCACACCCGCCGUACUAUUUUAAAAUCCAUCCGAGACACGGCGCAUGCGAAUAUCGAUCCGGCGAACUCGAAAUGGUACCCGUAUCUAGGUUAACCGGCUAAAAUUAAAGUUCCCGGUACGGACAAUGAGGGCGCUUCAAAUCGUUAUAAGCAUUUUGUAUGGUAUAGCCAGCGCACAUGUAUAAUAUAGAGGUUGCACAAAACGUGUGAAGGAGACCGACAUUCCCUCAACUUCCUUUAAAACGCUUUAUAUGGAGCGGGACGGAUAUAUGCUACAUGCUGCGUCGCGUAUUAAAACACACGAAAACCACGAUAGGUAAUAUCGCGGAAGCCAAACAUCUUUUUUGAUUAUAAAUAAAUAUAAACAUAGUUAAAUUUGAAUUUCGAACGACGAACUUCUUGAAGACUCUAGGUGCUUUAGAUGGACUAGCCUUAUUUAAAUUUCCAUGUGUUCGGCUGUGUAGUUAGGGCUUCUGGUGAGUAGGAGUAGUAAGGUAUAGAUUUAAGGAUAAUAAAAACGGUGGGGACGGUGCGUGGGUGUGUUGUGGUAGUGAGGGUGACUUGUGUGAUGCGGCGGCGGCCGCGUAGACGCAUUCAACGGAUACCAGUACAGCUGAUUUGCUCGUUCGUCUGACGAAUACGCUAAGGUCGCCACCUGCAGCAUAAUAGGGAGCCAUACGCCGCGGCGGAAAGACGGGUGCGACACGCACUCGUGAUCUAGUGGGUGGUCGGGCGUGGUGCGGGCGGCGGCCGCGAGCCCGGCACCAUGGCUACGGUGGAGGGGCGGCCGGCGCAAUAUGGCGUCAGCCUCCGGCAGCUGCGCGAGCUGAUGGAGACUCGCGGCGCCGAGGGGCUGGCCAAGAUCAACGCGCUCGGCGGGCCACAGGAGCUGUGCAAGAAACUUUACACAUCGCCCACGGACGGUCUUAGCGGUACGAAAGCAGACCAGCAGCACAGGCGAGAGGUGUUCGGUUCGAAUUUAAUCCCACCGAAGCCCCCCAAGACCUUCCUAACUUUGGUAUGGGAGGCUUUGCAAGAUGUCACCCUCAUUAUCCUGGAGGUAGCCGCUGUCGUCUCGUUAGGAUUGAGUUUUUACAAGCCGUCCGAAGAUGAGAGCGAUAUUGGUCACUUGGACGAGGAGGAGGGUCACUACCAAUGGAUCGAAGGUCUGGCGAUUUUAAUAUCCGUCAUAGUUGUCGUUAUAGUCACAGCGUUCAACGAUUAUACGAAAGAGAGGCAGUUCAGAGGGCUUCAAUCAAGGAUAGAGGGCGAGCACAAGUUUGCGGUGAUCCGCGGCGGUGAGGUUAAUCAAGUGCCUAUCAGCGAGAUCGUCGUCGGGGACAUCUGCCAGAUCAAAUAUGGCGACUUGCUCCCUGCCGAUGGUAUCCUGCUGCAGAGUAACGACCUCAAGAUCGAUGAAUCGUCGCUCACCGGUGAAUCGGACCAUGUCAAGAAGGGUGAAUCUUUUGAUCCCAUGGUGCUAUCUGGUACUCACGUUAUGGAAGGUUCGGGUAAGAUGCUAGUAACAGCUGUGGGGGUGAACUCGCAAGCCGGUAUCAUCUUCACGCUUCUCGGUGCCGCCGUGGACAAACAAGAGAAAGAGAUCAAGCAGAUAAAGAAAGGCGACGAAGACGUGACCCUGCCAGCUGCUGGGAACAGUCAUGGCGCGAACCACCUGCCCGAAGAUAACCACGUGGCCGCCCCGACGGAGAAGCCGCACGAGGCCAGCCAUAAGAAGGAGAAGUCUGUUCUGCAAGCAAAGCUGACCAAGCUCGCCAUACAGAUCGGUUACGCUGGCUCCACAAUUGCUGUGCUGACAGUGAUCAUCCUCGUGGUUCAGUUCUGCGUGAGGACUUUCGUCAUCGAAGGGCGGCCGUGGAAGGCCACUUACGUCAACAACCUGGUGAAGCACCUCAUUAUCGGUGUCACCGUGCUGGUGGUCGCAGUGCCCGAAGGGUUGCCGUUAGCUGUCACUCUGUCGCUUGCUUACUCUGUUAAGAAAAUGAUGAAAGACAACAACCUGGUGCGUCACUUAGACGCGUGUGAAACGAUGGGCAACGCGACUGCCAUCUGCUCCGACAAGACGGGUACUCUCACCACCAACCGGAUGACGGUAGUCCAGUCCUACAUAUGCGAGAAGCUUUGCAAGGUCACCCCCAACUUUAGGGAUAUCCCCGCAGAAGUGGGGGAGACGCUUAUAGAAGGAGUGUCGAUUAACAGUGCUUUCACUUCUAGGAUUAUGCCUUCCCAAGACCCGACCGGUCCGCCCAUGCAAGUUGGAAACAAGACCGAAUGUGCUCUUUUGGGCUUUGUGCUGAAUUUAGGACAGAGCUACGACGCUGUACGUGAGCGACACCCCGAAGAGUCCUUUACGCGGGUAUACACGUUCAAUUCCGUGCGAAAGAGCAUGUCCACCGUCAUACCUUACAAAGGCGGCUACAGGCUUUACACUAAAGGCGCUUCCGAGAUAGUUUUAAAGAAAUGUGCAUUCAUCUACGGACACGAAGGCCGCCUGGAGAAAUUCACGCGUGACAUGCAAGACAGACUGGUCAAACAGGUCAUCGAACCUAUGGCCUGCGACGGCCUGAGGACCAUAUCCGUCGCCUACCGGGACUUUGUGCCGGGCAAAGCUGACAUCAACCAGGUGCAUAUAGACCAAGAACCAAAUUGGGAUGACGAGGACAACAUCGUGAACAAUCUUACCUGCCUCUGUGUCGUCGGUAUUGAGGAUCCUGUCAGGCCCGAGGUGCCGGAAGCCAUCCGUAAAUGUCAAAAGGCGGGCAUCACGGUUCGCAUGGUGACGGGCGACAAUGUGAACACGGCUCGGUCUAUCGCGGUCAAGUGCGGUAUUCUGAAACCCACCGACGAUUUCCUCAUCCUGGAAGGCAAGGAGUUCAACACACGAAUUCGGGACGCGAACGGAGAGGUACAACAACACCUGCUGGACAAAGUGUGGCCGAAGCUACGCGUGCUCGCGCGUUCGUCGCCCACGGAUAAAUACACGCUGGUGAAAGGAAUGAUCGAGUCCAAGGCGUUCGACAAACGGGAAGUUGUCGCGGUCACCGGCGACGGUACUAACGACGGGCCCGCGCUCAAGAAAGCCGACGUUGGAUUCGCUAUGGGUAUCGCCGGUACGGAUGUAGCCAAAGAAGCCUCGGACAUCAUUUUAACGGACGACAACUUCUCGUCGAUCGUGAAGGCGGUGAUGUGGGGCCGCAACGUGUACGACUCCAUCGCCAAGUUCUUACAGUUCCAGCUCACCGUUAACGUAGUCGCCGUCAUCGUGGCCUUUAUUGGCGCAUGCGCGAUACAGGACAGUCCUCUUAAGGCCGUGCAAAUGCUGUGGGUGAACCUGAUCAUGGACACGCUGGCGUCGCUGGCGCUGGCCACCGAGCUGCCAACGUCCGACCUGCUGUUGCGCAAGCCCUACGGACGCACCAAGCCGCUCAUCAGCCGCACCAUGAUGAAAAACAUCCUCGGACAGGCCAUCUACCAGCUCUUCAUUAUAUUCUCGCUGCUCUUCGUUGGUGACAGAUUACUAAACAUCCCCUCGGGUCGGGGUCAGCCGUUGGGCUCGGAACCAACUCAGCACUUCACCAUUAUCUUCAACACUUUCGUAAUGAUGACACUGUUCAACGAAAUCAACGCGCGUAAGAUACACGGCCAGAGAAACGUCUUCGAGGGGCUCUUCACCAACCCUAUUUUCUAUUCGAUAUGGAUCGGUACUGCUUUGUCGCAGGUGGUUAUAAUUCAAUUUGGAGGCAUGGCGUUUAGUACGGCAGGUCUUUCGAUAGACCAGUGGCUUUGGUGUUUGUUCUUCGGCGCGGGAACGCUGGUGUGGGGACAGUUGGUCACCACUGUGCCUACUAAGAAAAUACCCAAGAAGCUCUCUUGGGGCCGAGGCCAGCCGGACCCGGAGUCCAUUCAGGCCGGUGGUCCGGACUACGACUCGGACCUGGACAAGAAGCCGCGCGCCGGCCAGAUCCUGUGGAUCCGCGGGCUCACGCGCCUGCAGACGCAGGUCAUAGGUGGCGAGUUACAGGAGCGCUUGAUUCCGGUGCCCUACAGCAAGACUUCCACCGAUCAAGCUAUCCGCGUGGUGAACGCGUUCCGGCAGGGGCUGGACUCGCGCGGCUCGCUGGCCGACGCGGCGCUCGCGGAGGCGCUGCGCAAGCAGACCGCGCUGUCCAAGCGCUUCUCGCACACGUCCAGCGUGGACUACGAGGCGCGGGACGCGCGCGACACGCUGGCGCCGCACGACCUCGACGUGGAGCGCCUGUCCAGCCACAGCCACACCGAGACCGCCGUGUAACGCCGCCGCGGCCCACGUCCCGUGCCGCGUCGCGCCGCAGCCCGCCGCGUGUCACGCCGCGCGACACGCCGCAGCCCGCCGUGUGUCACGCCGCGCGUCACUCGCGUCACGCCGCAACCCGUCGCGUGUCACGCUGCGCGACACACCGCAGAGCGCCGCGUGUCACGCCAGCGCCGCGCGCAUCCGCGCGGACGCUCACUUCGCUGCCAUCGCUCUAAUGUAAACGUAACGCUACUGUGUAUAAAGGCAUAUUUUUAAAAACGAGGUAUCACGUUUCGUAUUUGAUUUAGAACGUCCGAGGCCGCCCGCCCGCCGGCGUGUCGGAGCAUAAGUUAUUGUUAACUAGUGUGUUUAUUCGAUUGUUUUGAAAAUAUUUUAUUAUAAUACGCGCGUUGCCGCGCGUCUGUUGAACAAAUAAAAAUAUUGUCUAAUUAUUAAUUUUAGAUUUAAGCGCAAGGUCGAGCGAAUGGACGUGUGUUUUUUGAAAAUAAUAAUAAUGAAAAAACAUGGAAUUUUCGCAUAGCAUCGUGUCACCUCACACGGAAUGAAAGUUUUUGUAUUGCUUUUGUGGAGGAGUGCGAGCGGCGCCGUGGGAGCGCCGCGCCUCGCUUUUGUAAGCGUCGCCCCCACGCGCGCCUCAUACCAACUGCAACUAAAUUAUUCAACUAUUAGUUAAGGUGUUUGUUAUAAAUUUCAAUAACUUUUUCUUUUUGUUUUUACGACAUUUUCCCCCUAUAUCUAAGUACCUAUACAUUUAAGUCAUAUCUUGAAGCGUAGACGCAUCAAACUUAUCGUUUCUACACAAGAAACCGUGUAGCGUGUUUCUUGUGUACAAACCGACACGUAGUCCACUUUAAGCAUCUUCAAAAUGUUUAAAUAGAAAUAAACAUUAAAUUGUAUAGCUGAAGGUAUUUAUUUGUAAUGCUAGUCUCUUAUGAAACAAGUACUAAUUAUUCUAUUAUUAAAAUGUACUUAUUGAUUAUUGAUAAAUACUUCAAGUUUAUUAAACAAAUAUAGUCUACGGUGUAACGAAUUGAUUUUGGAAUUUUUUCUCUAUGAGCAAUAGCGGGGCGCGAGCACCGCGCUCGUUGCGGCCGUGUGCGUGCGGCAUGUGUGCACGUACACUCGAGUGUGUUACUUGUGUACAUAGUAUAUACCCACAACACUCCGGACGCAAGAAGCAGUGGCCUUAUAUAAGCGAGCAUGUAAGUGAUCAUUCGUCUCGCUCUCACGUGUGAGUCGCACGCACACUGGCGCAGAGCGCAGCGUUCACGUUGGCAGACAUAGGCGACGUAGGAUCGCAGCAGUGGCAUUUUGAACUUAUAAAGUAAGACAUGUACUUAAAGGACUUAGUGACGAGUCGGAUGCGACCCGUGCAGGAGCGGCAGACCGCUCGCCGCCCACUUGUUUUUAGUAAUAAAAAAUUAUAAAACAUAAUAAAAUAAAUAAUAAUAAAGUCAAACGAUUUAGCGAAUCGGCAAUGUUCAAUUUUGAAUAGAACGUUUCAUAGUAGCGGUAUUGAGAGUUGUUACGUUUUAUUUUGUGAGCUCCGUAGGCGCAUCCCGUAGCGAUCCAUUCUUCGAUCGCGCAAAUAGCAACUGAUGAGUGGCGCCUAUACCAAACUAUUAAACAAUCUUGUAAGUAAUUAAGUAUUAGCUUCGAAUCAAUAAAGCCUUUUUAAAAAAACUUAGUUAAAAAAAUUAAAAACUAUUCAAACUUUCACAUGUUUAAUAUUAGUUACGGUUUCAGUGAUUAGUGAGGUCAUGGUAUCGUUUUGUGUAUUAUAUUGCUAUAUUUUCGUUUAUUCGUUACGUACCACGAGUUUCCCGAUGAAAGACAUAAUAAAUUAGGAGUCUACGACAACGCAGACGCGGCGCCCCCGCCGACGCCGAAGCCUGCAUAACAAUCAGUUGUUUUGACAUGACAGUCUGCCACUAACCAUUUUAGGUGAUAAGUCCCAUUGUUGUAUUUUUCGUCUCACAAUAAAUGAAAAUCUAUUUUAUUGUUUUU